Molecule: messenger RNA, 2988 nt
Organism: Phalacrocorax carbo (great cormorant)
Lineage: Eukaryota; Metazoa; Chordata; Aves; Suliformes; Phalacrocoracidae
Source: RefSeq, a predicted model, not a curated record
AUGUCAGGCAGUGGGGCUGUUGCCGAGAGGUGUUCACAGAAUAGCCACAAAUGCUUAGUUCCCUUUCUUUGUCGUUUGGUUCUGGCAGGUGAGAAGCCAGGGACGGAGCAAGAUGAAGUGAAGCUGCAGAAUGCCAGCAAGCAGAUUGUGCAGACUGCUAUCCUCCGAGCAGUGCAGCAAGUUUCCCAGGAGAGCCAGCAAAAGGAGAAGCGAACAAACAGCAGUACGAGCCUCCAGCUAGAAAGAGGAAAAUUAACCAAGAAGCAUGAAAAGAAGUAAAGGAGCGGAUUGUUUUUUUCAAUCCUCCAAUCUGCAGUGUUUUCAGCCUUCUCUUUAGUAUCAGCUGUAUUGCUAGUGCAAUGUUACUGUUGUAAAGCAUACCAAAGUAUAAUCACACCUAGACAUAAGGUAAAGCUGCAAUAGUCCUCAGCUGAGAAAUAUUAAGUGCAUUAGAUGACUAACUCCAUAUUUAUGCAGUGCCUCUUAACAGAAACAAUAACCAUAGCUAUAAAAGUAUUUUCAAGCACAAGCUCUUACAGUAUGGACUUAUUCUGAAAAGCUUGUUGUCAGUGCACUUUCGUGUAAGCUCCGCGUGCAAUGUUUAUGCCAGUUCAGCUGGACGGACUCUUUUCUGAGUUACUGGGUUCACUGAAGCUGUCUUCACCGAAGACUGUUGAGUGUGCCAGAAUGCUUUCAGGCUGCCUUGAAGCAUGACUUUGUACUUUGCUUUGAUUAAACAUGGACUAUGUGAAAUGGCAGUGUAAAGUGGAUUUGGUAAGUUCGGUGAACCGAUUUCUUUUUACAUCUUGGGAAAAAAAAAAAAAGCAAUCCAGUAAGACUGCACUGACUGUGAUCUAUGGCUGUGAUCAUAGACCUAUGAUCUAUGUCUUUUUUUAAAGAAGUUAAAAGAAGUACUGAAGUUUUAGUCUACUUAUUUGAAAUACUUCUCUACUUCUGCAUAAAAAUCACUUGUGCCUCGACUAUUCCUUUUAGUUUUCUUGAUACUGAAGGAAGAGGAACUGAUGUGCUGAUAUGGAGUUUCCCCAGCUUUUCCUUCAGUUUUUGCAAAUUUGCUGGAGAUUGAUUUACAGAAAGCAAAGACUGGCGUGUCUUUAAAAUAAAUAAAUUUAAAAAAAAAGUGGUUUAAUUUAUUAAUAUCUUGAAGGAUGGAGAUACACUGUAUCUGGAUUCUGUCAUGGUAGGUAUUUCCCACCUGCUGGGUGUAAAGUGACUUUAGAUAUUUGCAAUGGUUACAUAGAUUCACCUUAAACAGCACUGCUUUAAGCUGCUAAUACAGAACUUAUCCUUUAACUGCUCUAUAUAGCUGAAGAAAUCCAUGAUGUUUCUGAAAAUACGAAUUAAAUAAAUGUAGCUUUCACUUUUAUGCUCCCUUACUGUAACGAUGAUUGCACUAUUAUACAUCUUAAAUGAAUAACAAUAUAUUUAAUUCUAGAAAUGGCUUGUAGCUCUGCUUCAGCUGAAUUCUUGCAGUAAUACACCUAGAAAUAGAGAGAAGCAGAUGCACAGGAUCUGCAAAGAAGGAGACAAACCUUCAUAAUUGCUUUUCUACUCCGUUAGAUGAUUCUCAAAGAGACUUUGUGGUUUAAGUAAUUGGCUAUUACUUACUGUGUCCUGCUGCUCGUGUUAAGCAGUUUCAGGAUUCUUUCUCAUGGCCGGAGGCUUAGUCAUGAAUAGCGACAUACUGUAAUAUUAAGCCUUUGAAAUCUGCUUCAUUCCAAUUUAUUUUUUUUUAUUUAACAACACUGACUCAUGCCAGACAAUGAUUUAGCUCAAUCUUCUUUCACGCAAAGAUGCAAAGAAUUAUUCAACAUGAUUAAAGUUGUUCUAAAUCAUCUAAUAAUGAAAACUGAAUUGGAUUGCAAGUACACAGUUUGUUCACUUCUAUAGACACUGGGUGUCUAUAGACUCACACAAAGACUGAAAGGUGGAAGUAGUUGGGUCUUGAGGCAUGUGCAUGUCUGUCAUAAUAGUAUUUUUUUUUUUACCAUUAUCUUUUUAUCAGUUGACCUUUGGUUGGGAGCUCUUUUCUAUGCACUUUUUGCAUCUUUGCUUUCUGAGAGCCUAAGAAAACUGAUCAUGAGCAAAGGCUCAGUUUUAAGGCUGAUAGGCAGGAAAGUCUAGUGGAUGAGGGAGAGCAAGCCUGUUGGAGAGAUUCAGUGGUGCAAAAUGGUGUUUACCAUGGACUCACCUACAGUGCUGUAGGAAGCAGAGCUAUAGGACAGCAAAAUCCCCAUUUCUUUGGGAAUAUUCUAUAUUUUUAAUGCUUUUUGUCCCCCAAAAUUUGCAGUAUGUCUUUUUUUUUUUUAUGUUGCUGGUAAUUAUUUUAAUAAUCUUCCUGUCAUUUGGAAACUGGUUUACAUGUCCAAUUUUUCUCUUUAAAUCAUCAUGUUAGAAAAAGAGGAAUUACAAAAGCCAGUGAAUCCAGGCUUUUGCCACUUCUUCAUACGAGCCUAUUCCACUCCUCCUCCCACUAUGCUCUUCUACAAUAUGCCUUUACUGUCCUACCCCUUUUAGACAUGCUAUUACUCAACCAUUAAAUCGUCUAUAAAUUUCAGUGCUGUCAGAAGUCUAAUAUCUUGGAAAGAUAAAAGUGAUAGGAAGCCUAACAGAGCCGUGAGGAAGUUUUCUAAGGUCUCCUAUUAAGGAAAAACAAAUACUGUAGCUUAAAUAGUGUAGUUUUCUCUGAUAGGCAAAUAAUGCAUCUCCUAUCUAUAGUAUAUAUCCCUAAAUUAGGGCAUGCGUUUAGUAUCUCCUAUUGACAAAGGGUGUUCUGCACACCACUUGCAUCCAGGAUAUGUAGCUGAGAUCUGUACCGCAUGUGAGAGAACUGCACAAAAGAAAACUUCACCCUUGGCUUUUUAUAUGCUUACUAUGUGGUGAAAGCGGGUAUUUUUGGUAUCUUCACUGACAGAUUAUAUUUUCUGGAGAAAAUACAGACUAUAGAAAUUAUUACAGAUGUGAUGCAAG